Molecule: messenger RNA, 1147 nt
Organism: Lactuca virosa
Lineage: Eukaryota; Viridiplantae; Streptophyta; Magnoliopsida; Asterales; Asteraceae
Source: the annotation of a GenBank genome assembly
AACGAAUCCCGAAACCAGAAUCUCCUCUUUCUUCGUCAACCUCCGUAGCGACGAUGGAUUCUUCAUCCUUUUCAAAUCGGCUAGACAUAUUCGAAAUUUACCGGCGCUAUUGCGAAAUCACAUCAGAGGCAUAUGCCUUUGGAGAAGAUGGUUACAGACCAGCCAAUGAGUCAAAGAAAUCCAAACUAUACAGAGAUGCAUUAUCCCAGCUUCUACAACUAGUUGAGUCAAGAGUGGACAAAAGAAUGCCAAUACUUGAAGAAAUUCCUAUGCUCAUGUCAAGGCUUGAUUUGAUGGUAGACUCAUGUGAAUUCUCACGUUUCUAUAACUUUAUGUUCUUCAUAUGCCGAGAAAAUGGUCAAAGAAGCAUAACUGUAAGCAGAGCAAUCAUUGCAUGGAAAUUAGUUUUAUCCGGAAGGUUCCGACUACUCAAUCAAUGGUGCAGUUUUGUUGAGAAAAAUCAGAGGCACAAUAUCUCGGAGGACACAUGGCGACAAGUUUUGGCAUUUAGCAGAUGUGUACAUGAAAAUCUUGAAGGAUAUGAUCCUGAAGGAGCUUGGCCUGUUUUGAUUGAUGAGUUUGUGGAGCAUAUGUAUAUCAUAAAUGGAUCUGAAGAUGCUCGUAGCUUCUCUUGUAGUUGUGGUGACUCAGAAACCGAACCAAUUGUUGAUUCUCUCCCUGGAUUGAAAAUUCUUCCUGGGGUGAAGAGGAAAUUGGGCGAGGAAGAAUUUAGGGAUUCAAAUACAAUUAUGAAUUCAAAAAGAAGGCAAACUGAUUUUCGGGAGGGAUGUGCAAUGAGUAGUAGCCCAUCGUGUGCUGUGGAGGGCAGCCUUUCAAAAGGUUUUGCAGAACUUUUCUCUGGUCUUUCUUGUUUGCAAUUUGAUCGUGAAACGAGGGUUCCAUUUACAUUAUAAUUGUUUUUUCUUUUUUGUGUUUUAGUUGUGUGUGUAUGUGUGUGAAUUCAUAUAUGUUUCGUGCGUAUCCCCAUUUUUCAUUUUUCUUAGUUUCUUUUUGGGGGUAGGCGAUGGUUUAUAGUGUAUUGUGUGAUUGAUAAAUGGAAUAAGAAAAUCACACCAUGUAUGUGGUAAGAUCGUGUAUGUCAUGUGAUAAGUAAUGUUAUUUUGGGCCGAUAAAUGUUGUUAAUGUG